AUGUCUCCACGCGUCCUCAUUUUCGGAGGAGGGAGCAUUGGAGCAGUCCUCGCCUAUCUACUCUCCAAGUCAAUUGAUGCAUCAAAUAUUGUUGUUGUGUGUCGGUCUAAUUACGAUGUUGUCGCGAAGCAUGGCUUCACAAUUAAUUCCACGGUGUAUGGAAUGAACGAAAAUGUCAGACCCAUCGCUGUCCGAUCGGUAACCGAGGCUAUCCAGGUGUGCCCAGACGGCUUCGACUAUAUCUGCGUGGCUACCAAGGUGAUCGUCAGAGGCAACGUUUCUCAGCCCGAAUUGAUCAAACCUGCGGUAUCUGCCAAGACGAACAUUGUGCUCAUGCAGAACGGUAUCAGCAUCGAGGAGCCUUAUAGAGCCUUAUUCCCGGAUAACGCCAUUACCAGUGUUGUGAUAUACAUGCCUUGUACACAGACUGCUCCAGGCGUGGUCUCUCAUACCAUUUACUCAAAGUUCCUUCUGGGUACAUACCCAGCCAAUGCUACAUCGGAGCAUAAGAGCUCCACGGCACAAUUCGUUGGAAUUCUGAACGACGGCGGUGCAACCACGAUCCACGAGGAUGAUAUCCAGCUUGCUCGAUGGACAAAGUUGAUUGUGAAUGGCUCACAAAACCCCAUCUGCGCACUCUCCCGACUGCGCGAUGUCCAGUUCUUGGGUGCUGCGCCCGGUGCAGAGUCUUUUUGCAGGAAUGUCAUGAGUGAAAUUGCCAGUAUCGCUCGGGCAGAGGGGUAUAGUGAGGUCGAUGAUAGUGUUGUUGAUCGUCAACUACGUUUGUCUACUGUGAGGUCCCCUCCGGGUGUGGAGCCAAGUAUGAUGGCCGACGCUCUUUCCGGUCAACAUUUGGAAGUAGAAUGCAUUGUUGGAAAUGCAUUGCGGAUCGCGCAGAGGCAUGGUGUGGAUGUGCCAAGACUGGAAACGAUUUACUAUCUGGCGAAAGGGCUCGACAUGAGUUUUUCGAUUCCCGAGGCACUAUUAGGAGAGUCAAAAAUUUAG
Molecule: messenger RNA, 1005 nt
Organism: Penicillium cataractarum
Lineage: Eukaryota; Fungi; Ascomycota; Eurotiomycetes; Eurotiales; Aspergillaceae
Product: ketopantoate reductase family protein
Exons: 1
Coding region: 1-1005 (334 amino acids)
Biological process (GO): pantothenate biosynthetic process
Cellular component (GO): cytoplasm
Molecular function (GO): 2-dehydropantoate 2-reductase activity
Source: RefSeq, a predicted model, not a curated record